GUAGAUGAAAAUGCAACUUCCUGUUAAGAAAGGGCCUUAACGCAAAGCUGAAGGGGAGAGUGUCUCUGGCACUGCUCUGCUGUCUCAAGACCCAAAAAAACAGCUUACGGAUUUUUUUUGAAGGUGAACACUCACCGGCAACAGGACCGACUGAUUAGACGCAUAAGAACACGACAUAUGGUGUCUUAGAAGAGGCGUUUGAACCCUUGGAUAUGGCGAGAUAUUUUGCACUAGGACCCUUGGUUUUGGUCCUAUGCUUGGUCCUAUGUACCACAGAAGACCCAAAUAAAUGUGAGUGUGAAUACAACCUUACGAUGAAAGGAGCUGGAGAAAAAGCUCACUUGGUGAAUAUCUAUGGCUCCCCUGACCAAACGUACACAGUCACGUUAAAGGAUAAGAACGGAGAGACUGUGAAGGAAACACCAUCUGAAACUAGUCCCGUUAAAAUUCUGUUUGAAUGGUUAAAACCAUGCACUAAUUACACUGUCAGUGUAAAUGGUUGCGAACCCAACGGAGGCCUGACUUUUACUUCCAGUGAAAAAGGAGAAACUGAUCCCAAUUUUUUUGUGACAAGUGUGACCGAUGAGAAAGUGUGUUUUAAAGGAAAUUUCAGUGAUGAAUGGAAUCUUACUGAUUGUGUUGAUAUAAAUGUGAACGACUCUUGCAAAGUCAUACCGAAGGACUUUAAAUUGGACACAUGUGACUACACAAUGAAGGUCCUUAUGCCCCCAGUCAAACCUAAAAUACGCUUCAAUACAACUAUUCCCUCUCAGUUCGAAUGGACUAAUAAACCAGAACAAUGUAAUGCUUCAUUUAAGAUCACUUGCGAUGGGAAGGAUACUUAUGGUUUAAACGAAUCAGUGUCAUUAUUACCUAACAAACGUUAUUCCUGCAUUGGAGAAUACAGUUAUGAGUAUCAACCCAUCAAGAGUGAUAGUCACCCCUUUAAAAUAAAAUGUGGUGAGUUGCUGAACAGGCAGGUUUGGUUCAAAGUUUGUAUCUUUGAAUGUUUUUAUCACCCCUUUAACUUGUCACAACAAUUAAUCAUUUCUACUCACGGGAAGCUGUACAAAAAACAAGACGAAUGGCACAGAAUUGCGUCUUUAAAUGUCCGAAAUACUGUAAACAGUAUUCAACCUAAGUUCAUCCUCAAAUACAUUCCUCCCUCAGACAACGACAAGGCUGUCAUUGGAAUCCUGACGUUUCUAAUUAUUGUGACAUCGAUUGCGCUGCUCUUCGUGCUGUUCAAAAUUUACCUUCUCAAACGAAAGCAGAAACCUGAAGAUGAAGAGAUUCUUCUUACACAACCCCUGCGUCCAGUUGAGCCCAUCUACGCAGACAACUUAAUCGAGGCUUACAGGACCAAGAUCGCAGAUGACAGUCGUCUGUUUAUGGAUGAGUUUCAGAGCAUUCCCCGAAUCUUCUCCAAUUACACCAUCAAAGAGGCAAAGAAGCAGGAAAACCACUCCAAGAACCGCUACGUUGAUAUUCUGCCUUAUGACUAUAAUCGUGUUUCUCUCUUAACUGGAGGAGAACGUGACUACAUCAAUGCCAGCUUUAUCGAGGGAUAUCGAGAGCCAAAGAAAUACAUUGCAGCCCAAGGACCCAAGGAUGAGACUAUUGAUGAUUUCUGGAGAAUGGUUUGGGAGCAAAAGUCAUCCAUUAUUGUCAUGGUCACCCGUUGUGAGGAAGGAAACAAGAUCAAAUGCGCUCAGUACUGGCCAUCUCUGGACAGAGAGACAGAGAUUUUCGAAGAUUUUGUCGUGAAAAUCCGAGCUGAGGAACACUGCCCUGAUUAUAUCAUUCGCUAUCUGGUCCUGGCCAAUAAGCGAGAGAAAGCCCCAGAAAGAGAGGUCACACAUAUCCAGUUCAUCAGCUGGCCUGACCACGGAGUGCCCGGAGAGCCCAGCCUGCUUCUGAAGCUCAGGAGAAGAGUCAACUCCUUCAAGAACUUCUUCAGCGGGCCUAUCGUGGUCCACUGCAGUGCAGGUGUUGGCCGCACAGGAACGUAUAUUGGCAUUGACGCAAUGAUUGAAAGUCUCGAGGCGGAGGGAAGAGCGGACAUCUAUGGAUUUGUAGCGAAACUACGUCGCCAGCGUUGCCUCAUGGUUCAAGUGGAGGCCCAGUACAUACUGAUCCACACCGGUCUGAUAGAGCACAACCAGUUUGGAGACACAGAGCUCUCAUUGUCUGAAUUCCACUCAGAGCUCAACACCCUCAGACAUAAAGAUGGAAGUGAACCCAGUUUGCUUGAAAUGGAGUUCCAGAGACUCCCCAAAUUUAAAAACUGGAGAACAUUCAACACAGGAAGCGGCGAGGACAACAAGAAGAAAAACCGCUACUCGUCUGUUAUCCCAUAUGACUUUAACCGAGUCCUGUUUAGACUGGACAUUGAGGGCAACCAGACCAGUGACCCUGAGGAUGAGGAAGAGUAUUCAUCAGAUGAGGAAGAAGAAUCUAAUGAAUACAUCAACGCUUCAUUCAUUAAUGGCUACUGGUGUCAUAAGAGUCUGAUCGCUGCACAGGGGCCUUUACCAAACACAACAGAGGAGUUCCUGCUCAUGCUGUAUCAGCAACAGACUAAAACACUGGUCAUGCUCACCGACUGCCAAGAGGACGGCAAGGAUUUUUGCAGUCAGUACUGGGGAGAUGAAAAGAAAGUGUUCGGAGAGAUGGAAAUUGAGGUGAAAAAGACAGAAAGCUUCCCAACGUACGUCAGACGGCACCUGGAAAUACAGUCCUCAAAGAAGAAAGAGACCUUGAAGGUGGAUCAGUACCAGUUCCUGAAAUGGAGAAGUGAACUUCCAGAGAACGCUCAGGAGUUAAUAGAGAUGAUGAAGAACAUCAGAGAGAACGGCAAUUAUGACAACAGCAAAAUGAACCGGAAUGUCCCUAUAGUGGUGCACUGCAACAACGGAUCGUCGCGCACCGGAAUCUUCUGUGCCUUAUGGAAUCUCAUGGACAACGCAUUGACAGAAAAGUUGGUGGACGUCUUCCAAGAGAUCAAAAACUUGCGCAAGGAGAGGCAGGGAAUGGUGGAAACAUUCGAGCAGUAUCAGUUCCUCUACGCGGCUAUAGAGGGCGCUUUCCCGGUGCAGAACGGCUCCGUAAAGACACCUACUGCAAACGACACCGCGCAGAUCGUCAACGAAACGACGGCGCUCCUCGUCGAGCCCAACAGCACUACCGGGGCUGAGGAGAAGAAGGCGAACGCGGAGGAGAGCAAAGCCCCGGAGGAGAGCAAAGGCCCGGACAGCAGUGAACAGCAAGCCUCGGAGAGCAGCACUGCAGCGGCUUCACCAGCAGAGGGAGACAGCGAGAAAAACACAACAACCGACGGCACCACCAACGGCCCUGCGGCCACCGUAGAGGUUUAAAGGCUCAAACGUUUUCUCUGCAUUUGACACCAAGUGUCUCAAAAAGAUAUUUUUUAACAAGUGGUUAUUAUUCUUUCGAUUUCUUGUUUUACAUUAGAGUUUGACUGUACAUUUGAGAAUUUAGGUCGGAUCAGACGGAUCCGUUACAACUUAAUUUUCUGCCUCAGGUU
This is a messenger RNA of Rhinichthys klamathensis goyatoka, 3547 nucleotides long. It is a transcript of the gene ptprc, whose product is annotated as protein tyrosine phosphatase receptor type C. Gene Ontology annotation, molecular function: protein tyrosine phosphatase activity. Gene Ontology annotation, biological process: protein dephosphorylation; negative regulation of protein kinase activity; positive regulation of peptidyl-tyrosine phosphorylation. The transcript has 26 exons. The coding region runs from base 213 to 3377 and encodes 1054 amino acids. NCBI's taxonomy places the organism in Eukaryota, Metazoa, Chordata, Actinopteri, Cypriniformes, Leuciscidae. The record is from RefSeq and is a predicted model, not a curated record.